Molecule: messenger RNA, 1305 nt
Organism: Durio zibethinus
Lineage: Eukaryota; Viridiplantae; Streptophyta; Magnoliopsida; Malvales; Malvaceae
Product: HMG-Y-related protein A-like
Biological process (GO): negative regulation of DNA recombination; chromosome condensation; regulation of DNA-templated transcription
Cellular component (GO): nucleosome; nucleolus; chromatin
Molecular function (GO): double-stranded DNA binding; nucleosomal DNA binding
Source: RefSeq, a predicted model, not a curated record
ACUUGCACUCAAUUUAUCCGCCAACCCCCCGCCUCUUCCAAAUUCAAUAUCUCGUGAUCGACUACGUGCCCUUUUUUCAUUCGUCCGGAUAAAUCUAAAAGCGCUUUUUAUAUUUUGGCUUUCUACGCAGCCAAUACAACGUUGACGCCAAAAAAUUUAAAAUGCCUUUUUUUUUUUUUUUGUAACCGAUGAAUUAAAAGAAAAGAGAACGAAGGAAAUUUGUAGAUCCAGAUUUCAGAAUCCUUCCAAUCCUAGUUGAGCUCCCUUCCACGUCAUCGAUCCUCGUAAUCUCCUAUGAGAUAAACCACAGCCGUUUGAUAAAAACCGAAAGUUAGCCAUCCCCAGCCGUUGGAUUAUUUCUCCUACCCUCUUCCUCUCCUUCUAUCCCAAAGCCUUUCCCUUUUAAAUCCAACCCUUCUCCUUUCCCACCAUCUUCACAACAACAACAACAGUUUCCUUCCUCUCUCUAUUUCUUUCGCUGUCAGAGUCAGACAGAAGAUAAAAGAGUUUCAAGUUUUAAUGGCGACUGAAGAAACUAAUAAUACACAGGGCCUUCCUCAACAAUCUUCUCUUCCAGACUACCCUCAGAUGAUUUUGGAAGCGAUAGAGGCAUUGAACGAGAAAGCGGGGUCGAAUAAGUCAGCAAUCGCGAAGCACAUCGAGUCGACUCACUCAGAUCUCCCAGCGGCUCAGUCCACUCUGCUUUCCCACCACCUCAACAAGAUGAAACAAAGCGGUCAAAUUGUUAUGUUGAAGAACAAUUACUCGAAACCCGACCCCAAUGCUCCACCCAAGCGUGGACGAGGGCGUCCACCUAAACCCAAGGUUCCUCUUCCACCUGGUACCGUCGUCUCCCCACCUAGGCCUCGUGGUCGUCCGCCUAAGCCCAAAGAUCCAUUUGCUCCACCUAAGCCUAAAACCUCCAUCGGUACUGGAAGGCCACGUGGACGCCCCCCUAAGAAGGCAAAGACUGGUUCCAUCACUGCUCCUUCACCUACCGGCGUUAAGCGAGGUCGAGGUCGGCCGCCGAAAGUGUAACCGUCGGUGGGUUUUCAACUAUAGUGAAGCUUAAACAAAGAGAGAAAAAGAGGGAGUUAGCUAGGUUUUUUUUUUUUUUCCCCUUUUUAACUUUAAUUUUUAGGCGUUGUUUUAAUUCUCUACUAAUCGAUGUUUUAGCUUUUUUAAUUUCAAUUUUAAUUAUUUUUGGGGGAAAGUGUUGUAAUGUUAUUAGUGGAGGGGAUUUAGAUUUUAGUGCGACUCUCUGUAAUUUGCAUGUAAAUUUGUUGAAUUAUGUAGUCAUUUUCA